Dalotia coriaria is the source of this 2969-nucleotide messenger RNA. RefSeq names its product tRNA (34-2'-O)-methyltransferase regulator WDR6. The coding region runs from base 82 to 2958 and encodes 958 amino acids. Gene Ontology annotation, biological process: tRNA methylation. Gene Ontology annotation, cellular component: cytoplasm. The record is from RefSeq and is a predicted model, not a curated record. The transcript is spliced from 5 exons. Gene Ontology annotation, molecular function: protein binding. Lineage: Eukaryota; Metazoa; Arthropoda; Insecta; Coleoptera; Staphylinidae.
GGUUAUGUAAACCAAAACAUUUACACGUUUUUGUGAUUUCUAACACAUUUUCUACUAAAAUUUAUGUAAAUAAAUAAAAAAAUGACGAAUUUUAACAUACAAUUGAUUAAAACCGAUGUUACAUCAUUAAAAAUCCAUGAUAACUACUUAUUAGCAGGGAUUGGAUCACAAUUACAUGUUUAUGACUUAAAAACCAAUGAAUUACUAAUUAAAUCCACACUUUUUGAUGGUUUGCGAAUACAUGGCAUCGAAAUCAAUGCAAGUGGAUCACAUAUUCUACUAAAUGCAGAAAAUGAGCUGCUUAUUUUACAAGCAUCUUUUAUCGAAUGCUUUAAGUUUAAUAUCGAGCAAAGAAUACCAAUGUAUGAUUGGAUACUGGCAACCAAAUGGCUGCAGUAUAAUAAUUUUGUUAUUGUAACAAUGCACAAUCAUGUUGAGUUUUAUAAUAAUGAGACUUUAAUGUUGGCACAGAACAGUUGUGAUACUAAAUGUAUUUUGUAUUGUGCACAUAUUGCUUUUGAUACUGUUCGAACUUGUGUUGUGUUGAGUGGGACUGUUUUUUCUGAGAUUUUGAUAUGGCGGCCAUUUUAUAACGGGGAAGUUUUACAUAGGUUGAAAGGACAUGAAGGUGUGUUAUUCUCUAUAACACUCUUGGAUUCACAUAUUCUAAGCACAUCUGAUGAUCGUUCAAUAACUUUAUGGAAAAUAACCGGAAAUUUAAGUGAUUCUGAAGAUAAAACUUGUCAAAUAUCACUAAAACACCAAAUGCAUGGUCAUACAGCCAGAGUUUUCUGUGGAAUACUUCUAUCUAACAAUUUAUUAUCUGCUGGUGAAGAUGGAAGGGUAAAUAUUUGGGAUUUUGACGGAAAUCUCAUUAAAACAUUCAAUGUACAUCAUGGUGGUAGUGUAUGGUCUUUAGAAUGUUGUGAAAAACGCAAUUUGAUUGUCAGUGGAGGCUCUGAUUCAAGUAUAGCAAGAUUACCACUAUCAGAUAACUGGCAAACCAUGAAAAUUAAAAUGGCAGAGAAAGAAAUACCGAAAAAGUUGGUUGUAAUGCAUAAUGGCGAUGUUGUAGUAAUUGCAGAAAGUGGUUUAUUGAUGCAUUACAUCAAAGAAAGCAAUGUUAUUGUUAAUGUUGGAUUGUUUAAAGAAUUUCAGAGUUAUGCACUGAUGGAGGUUUCUAUUUGUAGAAGGAAACUUGUUUUAGCAGGAUUAUAUGGAGAUAUAAAAGUCUUUGUUUUGAUGAAUAAUGAAUUAGUUGAAGAGUUUCAACAUUGUAUAGGUAACAAAAAGAGAAUAUUUGCAAUUCAUUGGUUAACAUGCAAUCAUUUGCUAUCCUGUGGACCUGAUGGUGUUUUAUAUUUAUGGAAACUUUAUAAACCCAGUGAAAAGUUACUAAAAAUACAGAAAACUGUAAAAAAUGGUUUAUUAUUAAUAAAUAAAUUUGAGUUGCCACAAUCAAAAGAACGUUGGUCUACAUCCGCCUGUCGCAUAACAAACCUUGGAAUAGUUGUAGGUGACCGCAAAGGAAACUUACACUAUUUCAAAAUGGACGCCACCGCUGCAACUCACACUAUAAAAAGAGCGCAUUCACAUUUAGGCAUCACACAACUCUACUGGAACGCCCAGAAGAAGGUAUUAACAUCAUACGGUAGGAAUUCAACGUUGAGAAAUUACCACAUUGAUGAAUCCACAUCUAAAAUCAUUCCUAUAGCCUCAGAUGUGUUACCAUUUGCUUGGCUAGCAUCAAAAUUAGAUCAAAACAUUAUCUUAGGCUUCUCUGGUAAUGAAAUACUCUUAUGGGACUAUGAUAAACGCCUUGAAUUGUUUAAAACUAAUUGUGGAGGUGGCCACAGGUCAUGGGACUUUCAUUCUGACAAUUUUGUUUAUAUUCGAGAUAAAGCAGUGAAUUGUUUGAAAACUAAUCGUCCGGUUGAGUUAACAUCAAGUGUGCAUUCCACAGAAAUGAAUACAAUGAAGUGUUUGAAGUUACAAGGUAAGAUUAUGUUUAUAUCUGGUGGGGAAGACACCACACUUAGAUUUUCUUCAGUUUUAAUGGGAAAUAGUGAGGUUAGGAAUGAAUUUGUGAAUGAAGCAACUAUAAAAUCACAUUUAUCGAGUAUAAGAUGUUUACAUCUUAUUUCUGGUGAAGAUAAUUGUUAUAAAUUAGUAACAGCAGGUGGACGAGGUCAAAUUAUCUACUGGUUACUUAAUUUGGACCAAAAUGGCGACUUUUUGUUCUGUAAAGAGUUGCAUUCGUUCUAUGAACCUGAAGAUGAAGAAAUACGUGUUAUGGAUUUAUCCAGUGAUGAAAACAUGUUAUUUGCAGCAUGUUCUGAUGGUAGUAUAAAAAUUUAUAACCUCAAAAAUGACAGAAUUGAGUUAUUUAAGGUUAUAUUUUAUAAACUACGCUGCAUAUUGAAAUUAUGCGUAGUAAAAUCAUUUGAUAUGUUAAUUACAAUGGCCACGGACGGCCAUCUUGUUUUUUGGAAGUUAAAUGAACUAACAAAUCAAGAAAAUCAAGAAAAUGAUAAAAUUUCACCGUUUUAUAAGUUUAAAGCACAUGCAUCAGGUAUAAAUGCAUUUGAUUUCAAACAAAUAGAUGAAAACAAGUUUCUUUGUUUGUCUGGAGGCGAUGAUAAUCAAAUAUGUUUAAUAAUGUGCAAAUGCUCCGAAGGCGACUUAAGUGUGUUACAUCAUUAUACAAAUGUUGAAUCACACUGCGCACAGAUUACAGGCGCCUAUUUGAGUGAAAAAUGCUUUUUUACUGCUUCACUUGAUCAAAAACUGUUAAUGUUUGAAUAUCACGUAACCAACAAAUUGAAUGUAACAUUUAAAGCUGUUCACAACUCAACUAUAAGUGAUAUCAAAGGAAUUAAUGUAUUUUCCAAUCAAAAACAUGAUUUUGAUAUAGUUUUAUAUGGUUUAGGACUGGAAUUAUUAAAAUUACAAACGUAAUAUUCCUGUAA